Argentina anserina (silverweed cinquefoil) is the source of this 3470-nucleotide messenger RNA. RefSeq lists its product as uncharacterized. The transcript has 3 exons. NCBI's taxonomy places the organism in Eukaryota, Viridiplantae, Streptophyta, Magnoliopsida, Rosales, Rosaceae. The record is from RefSeq and is a predicted model, not a curated record. Bases 342 to 3164 code for a protein of 940 amino acids.
UCUGAGCUUUGAGAUUCUGAGAACCUCUCAGAGUUUGUACAAGUGAGAACAGAGGCUCACGGCAUUUCGGAUUUCGAGGCCGGACCUUAUCGUUAAUUUGACCUGAUAAGCGCAACAUAUUUCUCUAAUCAAAUUCUCCACCGACACGCAUUGCUCCGUCUCCAACGCCGCGCAGGGAUUCAGUCACCGGCGUCUCUUCCCUCCGCAUUACCACCGCUUCACUCCGAUUGGCCUGCUUCUUUGUGAAUCAAUCCUAAUGUGCAGCUGAGUUAGAAAUAAAUGGAGAUUCCUUGUACCAAGGUUUUCCAGGUACGAUAGACAAGGGCAUCGCAGAUAUUAUCAUGGAUGGGCGUUUUGAAUCAACAAGGAAUUCUAGUGACCAACAAUCUCUAGGAACAAGUGGAAACACAUUUCGCCAAGCAAGCCGAUGUUUGAAUCCACAAUCCAAGUUCAGAUCAGAAAAGCAUAGUUUAUCCUAUGCUGAUCUCCAUCAUGAAAUUACCCGAAAUGUGAAAGAUAUACCACCCAUGUCUGAUGGAAACCACCGGAAGCAGUGUAUUGAUAGAAUGACAACUGAGGCCGAUGAACUUGUCAAGCAUAUGUCGAAGUUGCCAAGUUAUCUUGAGAAAGGGAAAAACCUCCAGGAGAAAGCUUUGAAUGUUGGAGUUCUUGACUGGAGGCGCCUAGAAAAAUGGCAGUAUAGCCAAAAGCAUAUGCCAAACAGAAGUGACAGGUAUUCACCGUCCAGCAGUAAUACAACCUCAUCCUUUUCGACAGAUGAAUCAUCAACCCAUUCUAGCGGAGGUCACAGCUGUUCACCUGCUCGACUUACGGUUCACCGUACUCCCCUCCAAUCUCAUUUCACGACUUCUCCAAUGGAAGGGCCUUCUGAAGUCGUCAACUCAUUUAGAGGAUGUAAUGGAGAGUCUGUGGAUCUUAAAGCUGACCAGAGUAACAACAUGAAUGGACCGGAGAAGUUCAUUAGGCCAGAUAAGUCUCUCUGCAACAAUCAUAUAAAUAUAACGGUUGCUCAGGGCAAGAGAAAAGACUCAGACCCAAAGACUCAGCCAGAAAGAGGAAAUUUGCGGCAUGGAUUACAGCAUGAGGUGGUAGCAACAAAGUUAAGGGUAAAGAAAACUUCUCAAGGUGAGUCUCUGAAGAAAGUAGAUAAGGCCCAGCAGCCAUUUUCAGAAAAUCUUGAACUAGAUAGCCCAGAAGGUUGCAAUAGAGUUGUUUUGCUUGUGCCUAGAGAUCUUCCUGAAAAAAAACAUUCUGGGUUGGGGCUUUCCCACAUUUCUGAUUCAGAAAGACUCCCAGGUCAAAGAGCUGCAGAAAUGCCAGAAUUAACUCGACUAAGCUUGCCAGAGAGGCCCAAGGAGGCCUGCCUUGCAGAGCUCAAUUCUGGUCUCCCCCACUCGUGUCGUUUUCCUUCUGAAGUUGAUCGUAAGCAUUUUAGGGUAAAACAUCUUGGCUCCGCUGCGGCAGCAAGUGGCAGCUUUCAAUCUAAUACACUUGGCUCAGCAUCACAGUUGGCUCUUAGAUCCUCAACAAGAAUGAGUCCAUCCAGACAUAGAGUUCAGGAAAACAAGAAAAUGACCGGAGUAUCAAUAAUGUCAACUGCAAAUGAGCCUUCUAGAGGAUCAGAUUUAAAGCCAGGGAAAGUAAUUGCUGAAAAAGUAAGAAGCUCAUCACCUUUCCGGCGACUAAGCAUUGCUGUGGGUAAGAUGAGUAAAACUUCCAGUUCUAAAGACUCUUCAGAUGUACAACAGCCUCGAUCAACAACUUUCAAGGCUAGACCUGGUUCUAGGAACAACAUUGCUUCUGGUUCCCUGGAUACUUCGGACACUGAUAAGUCCAAUGCCGGUGGCAGAGCCAGGUCCAGCCCGCUGAGGAGGUUACUGGAUCCACUGCUGAAGCCAAAGGUAGCCAAUCAUCAUUCAGUUGAGCCCCUGGAGAAGAAUUCCAUAUCAACAAACAAGGCCUGUAAAUCGUCUGGUGUGCGGGUGGAAUCUUUGUCUGAGCAGCCAGGGAAAGUAAAGCUAGGCAUGUCUGGUUGUAAGCAAAUAAAUGUCAAUGAAUUUUCUAUGGAUAGGAAGACUAGACCAUCAGUGGUUCAAGCUCUUCUACGAGUUGCAGUUAAGAAUGGCCUGCCCCUGUUCACAUUUGCAGUCAACAAUGACAUUGACAUUCUUGCAGCCACAAUGAAGAAGUUGAAUACCUCAGGCAAGGGUGAUUGCAGUAGUAUUUACACAUUCUUCAGCGUGCGGGAAGUCAAGAAAAAGAAUGGAACUUGGCUGAAUCAUGGAAGCAAAGGAAAAGGUCAUGAUUACAUCCGUAAUGUUGUUGCUCAAAUGAAGGUUUCUGAUUCACAAUUUCCCAAUUUUGUUAGACUGGAUCAGUUUAGCUUUAGAGAGUUUGUUUUAUUUUCAGUAAACCUGAAACAGGCAGAUUGUCAAACCUCAGACUUCCAGCCAAAUGAUGAACUUGUAGCUGCUGUUGUCAAAAUCCCAAAAAAGAAGAGUCAGACAUCAUCUACAGAUGGGUGUAAUAAUGAUACCUAUAGUGACUUGCCUACAGUUGGUUCAGAAGAGUGUUUGUCAAAGGUGAGACAUCACUCUUAUUCUGUGGCAGAUGUACAGAGCAAGCCUUUUGCUGGUAGUCAAGGCUUCAUUAGCACAACAGUCAUACUUCCUAGUGGUGCCCAUAGUCUUCCGAGUAAUGGAGGACCAUCGUCUUUGAUUGAAAGGUGGAGUACAGGUGGAUCAUGUGACUGUGGUGGUUGGGAUUUGGGUUGCAAACUACGAAUAUUGGACAACCAGAAUCAAGCGAGUGAGAAUUUAACUUCACAUAAUGCUAGUUCAAUCCCAGAUCGGUUCGAGCUUUGCUAUCAGGGUCCUCUACAAGAAAACCAACCUACUUUAAGUUUGGCUCCAUUUAAGGAUGGGAUCUAUUCAGUUGAGUUUAAUCCUUCACUCUCAGUCUUACAAGCGUUCUCCAUAUGUAUAGCAGUGUUAGAUAGUAGGAAUCUAUGUGAGUUCUCAGAGUUCCGGGAAACCAAAGCAACAGUGCCAGUUGAUGGAACAAGUGAGCCGAAUCAAACAGAAGGGGAAGUUCCUGCAAGAUAUGCCUCGUAUCCCCCUCAUUCACCAGUAGGGCGUGUCUAGUCUUACUGUGACUGCAGCUCGGACUUACGAUAUAUAUUUUCAGUUGGUCGGGUUGCCGGGUUGGCAUUGUAUACCAUCUAUAGUUGGUGCCUGUAGUUGGUGCCUGUACUCGAUUUCCUGAGCGAAGUUAUAUUUAGUUCAACGCAUGUACUGUAAGAGGAACUCUCUCAUCAAUUUUAAAUGUGCAUAUAGUGAGUAGUGGUUAAGUAGGCUAUCUCUUAAAUCUUAAUGAAUCCUAUUUAAGGUAACAAUAUUCAUCAAGGAGAAUAAUGAAUACAAUAACCGGAGAAUUGGGUGCAAGCCCCU